Messenger RNA from Helicoverpa zea (corn earworm), 6364 nucleotides. It is a transcript of the gene NfI, whose product is annotated as nuclear factor 1 B-type. Gene Ontology annotation, biological process: regulation of transcription by RNA polymerase II. Gene Ontology annotation, cellular component: nucleus. The record is from RefSeq and is a predicted model, not a curated record. Lineage: Eukaryota; Metazoa; Arthropoda; Insecta; Lepidoptera; Noctuidae. The coding region runs from base 191 to 1963 and encodes 590 amino acids. The transcript has 14 exons. Gene Ontology annotation, molecular function: DNA-binding transcription factor activity, RNA polymerase II-specific; RNA polymerase II cis-regulatory region sequence-specific DNA binding.
UCGCGGGGCGCCGCGCAGCCCACACGCGAUAUGCGCGCCCUCUAGCGUAUUAUGUUCCUCCCCGACCUCCCGCGAGCCUGCAUGGUGGACGACGUAGCGACUUACUUGCAAGCGCCCUCCUCGGGACAGGUGGCUACAAUUAUUAACAACAAACCCAUAUGACGAGUUCCAUCCGUUCAUAGAGGCCCUGAUGCCAUUUGUAAAGUCCUUUUCGUAUACUUGGUUCAAUUUACAAGCGGCCAAACGGAAAUAUUACAAGAAACACGAGAAGCGGAUGAGUCUCGAGGAGGAACGCCAUACUAAAUAUGAACUGCAGAACGAGAAAGCAGAAGUGAAACAGAAAUGGGCGUCGCGGUUGCUAGGGAAGUUACGCAAAGACAUCACUCAGGAUUGUCGGGAAGACUUCGUGUUGAGCAUCACGGGGAAGCGGCCGGCUGUCUGCGUGCUCUCCAACCCCGACCAGAAGGGCAAGAUGAGGAGGAUAGAUUGUCUGCGCCAGGCUGAUAAAGUAUGGCGUCUAGACCUGGUAAUGGUGAUUCUAUUCAAAGCGAUCCCCCUUGAGAGCACGGACGGCGAGCGCCUAGAGAAACACCCAGAGUGCACCCAGCCGGGUCUCUGCGUGAACCCCUACCACAUCAACGUGUCUGUUAGAGAACUGGACCUCUAUCUGGCGAACUUUAUUAACAGCUAUGGUAAUGGGAGCGACCGUCUACCAGAUAUACUUAGCGGUUCGCUAUCGCCUCAGACGCCUAGGGACAAAGAGAAUGAACACGAGGCUAAGAGUAAAGGCUAUAGUCACAAUCCGUACAACGGUGUAAUAUGCAACGAUAUUAUUCUAGCGACCGGUGUCUUCUCCUCCAAGGAGCUGUGGAAGCUGUCUAAAGCCUCAAUACUCCAAGAGACGGGUUCGGAGUCUCCGAGUGGGUCCGGAGGUGGCAUCAAGCUGGAGUCAGGCUACUACUGCGGGUACAACAGUCCAGCUCCAGCCGCCUUCGAGCCUCCAGCCGAGAGGGCCACCCCGUCUGCCAUGCUCGUGGGGCAAUGCUAUACAGGUAUCCCGCACAGUUCAGCCGGCUUGUCUGCGCAGUCGCCGCUGGUGCCGUCGAACACUAUCUUCUACCAGCAUGCGGCACCACCCACCGAUACUCAUCCUACUACAUCAGAGGCGCUGUCGAGCCAGCACUCGGUGGGUAAGUACGACGGCGCGCCGCAGGACUCGCUCGGGGACUUCGUCACCUUCGUCUGCCAGGAUCCCUCCGAGGUGCAGCAGUUGCAGGUGCAUAGCCUGUCGAGGAGUCCGAAGCCGCCGUACUUCAGCAGUUCCAUGCUUCCACCACCUCCGCUCCCGCCUAUGGCCAGACCUGUCGCCAUUAUCAGAUCUACAGCGAGUGAAAUGGUAGGGGGCAGCGUAGUAGGCGGCGGGGGAACAUCCCCCUCGUCCCCCGAGGUGCGGUCUCCCCCCGCCUCCCCGCGCCGCCGCUCCCCGCAUCCUUACCGCACCGACUGCCAUCCCCCCAUCACACACUUCAACCAUUUCCACUCGCAGCCUCAACAGGUAUUUAGCUACGCAAGUUCCCUGGGUGGCGUCGGGGUUUCAGGCGUUGGGGCGGGCGGCGGGGCGGCGCUGGCGGGGGCGGGUGGGGUGUCGCCCCCCGGCGGGUUGGGGCUGUAUGCCCCGCGCCCCACCGCGAGGGCUGCGCCUAGGUGGGUUUUAGAGGACUUGGGACCGAUUAACAGAUGGAACGCACCAUUCCCGACCCUGGAGGAAGAAUUCAACAUUAUGACGGCGCCACCAGGACCUGACCACGUGGUGCUGUUGGAUGAUGAACGCUUCUUCCAAUCAAGCGUAAUAACAUCGGAAGCGACGGCGAUGGACACGACCGGCUCGACAGUCGGCUCGGUCGUCGACGCGUCCGACGACAUCGCGCCCGACAAGCCAGCGCCCGACUUGCGCUCGCCGUGAUCCCACGCUCCCGCCACCUCGCUCGGACCCACGAGUGGAGGAACUGUGACGAGUGACGAGUGCACCCGAGUACCGAGUGAAGGGACGGCCACUGUCCUCCGGUGGACUCCCGCCCCUCUCCCGCACUGGCGACCCGUCUCCCAUCGGACAGUUUAAUAUCUCUGACGGGAAUUAGUGUAAAUAAACAAGAAAUUAAAACAGACGAGGUUGUAGUUGAAAUUUAGAUUUUACAAUUUUUACUCCAUGCCGAUCGGCUCCGUCUGUCCCCACGAUGUGACUUUGUCGUCGCGUUGCAAUUUUGACAGACGUCGAUCGACAUGGUUUUCAUUUAUUACUUGUUAAGGCGAUAACAAAAUACAAUACUCCAACGAUAAUUAUGUAAAAAAAUAUUAACUAAAGCUACGAAAUAAAAACAACAUAUUAUAUUCUAAUAUUUUUAUAGAAUAUAAAAACAAGUAUGAUAUGAUCAAGCCUUCCAGUAAUUUAGUGAAAUAAAAUGUUAAUAAAAAGUGCAGCUUAUAAAAUAUUGUUUUGCUGAGCUGUGAGACAGGAUAAGCGAAUUAAAUGCUUCCAAAGGCGUCAAAGCAGUUUAAAUUGACGAAAGUGUGAUACUAUAAGUUGUUUUUUGUUUCGUUGUUGUGUGUUUUGUAAUGGAAAUAAAAAUUAAAUAGGUGUAAGACGUCGGUUAGUUUAAAAGUAUUUUUUUUAUUUAUUGAACGAAUAUUUAAUAAAGACGAGCCUUGCUUAAGAGAUUAGUUUAGUUGUAAUUAGUAGCAAACAGAGUAGUUGAUUUAUUGUACUUUCGAUCGGAAAGUAAUGACACAAAAAUUUUAUAAAACAAGAAAAAAAAUGCAAAAAGAUUUUUUACGUAAUUUUCGCACAAAAAUACACCUUUAUUGAUCUCAGUGACACAAUUAUACCAAGACGAGAUUUUUUUUCCUUUUUUUAAUUAUUUUUACAAUUGUUUUGUGACAUGUCUGGCAUCGAAAGCGACAAUAAAUCAUUGUAGUUCGACAAACGUCGAGGACAUUUUAUAGGUGCCUUUCAUAAAGAAAACGUAAAAUAACUUAAAUAAUAGGGAUUUGUAAAUUGUAGUGUUCUUUUUGAUAAAUCCAUCCGCUCAUAACAGUAACAAAAGAUUCAUUAAAUAUUUAACUUAGGAGCUGUGUGUUUUGUAACCAAAUCGAUGAAAUUAAAGGAACGAGUCUGUGGCUAGUCAGAUUUCCGAGUGUUUGUUUUUCAAAAUUUUGUAUUACUUAUUAUUUUUAGAAACUAAUCUUUCGUAAUGUUUAAAAAAUGAGUGCAAAAAUGACAAAUCUUUUUUGUAAGUUUAAUAUUCGUACUUAAUAUUUUUCAUUAGUUUCUAUAAUGAAUUGCACAAAAUACUCAAAUUAAAACUUUGGUUACAUGAUACACACAUAAAUAAUAUAAUCCUAUGACUAAAAUCCUAGAAAUUAUUUAGUUACGUCACUCAAAUCAUGUUUUUUUUCGCAAUAACCGUGGCCAUACGAGGAAAGCUAGUCAUUAGAGUUACAAUGUAAAUUUAAUGUUACUUAAAAUAAUAAAAAAAUAUUUACAAUUAUAAAACCCCUUACGUUUAUUAGUAAGGGGUGUGAAACUAAAAAUGUGGCCAAAUUACACUUAAUAAAUGAAAUCCAAAUAUAUAUACACAAUUUUUAAUAGAUUUAGAUUUAAAUAAGCGUGGUAACAUUAAGUUCGUAGAAAACAAUUCGAGAAGUAGAAAGUAGAAAAAAACAGUUUCGAGACAAAAUUCCACGUUCCACACAUUGUCAUCAAUAUCUCAAUUUUUUCGUUUUCAAAACAGAAAGUACUUAAUUUAAUUAAUCAUAAAAUCGACAAGUUUUAUUUGAUGCCUUUAAAACAUUGUUUUUGGAUUUCUAUAAACAUAGUGUAGUAGGGAACGUAGCAAUAACUACAAGCAAUAAAUAAAAAAAUAAUUAUAAACAAAAAAACAGCUUUAGUGAGGCUAGAAUUUGGUACUGAAACGUAGUGUGACCUAUAUUAACGAUUCGCGAUAUAUUUUCUAUAGACAGAUUGGCGAGAGGCUAGGAACUAUGUAAAAUGAUAAAUAUAGUGCAGUUUGGUACAAUUAAUAGCUAUUUGACAAAAAUAUAUUAGACUUACAGCUAUAGACGAACUAGGCAGAAGGCGGGAUUAGUCAAUUGCUAGCUAUAGAAAACAUUAUUAGAAUACGGAAUAAAAACGUUUAGAAAGUAAUAGUAAUGUCAAUAAGGCUUGUUGAUAACAGAAAACAGUUUCGUCAUUGAAAAUCUGAACGACUCAACCUUGUAACGUGGUAAGGCAAUAUUAAUAUUGGUGACGAAUUUAAAGCUCAUUGGUGCCGAAAAUUCUAGACUGUGAUUCAAUUGUUCAUUCAGAACGUGUCUUAUAUUGAAAUAGUUGUUUUUGUAUGAUUGGCAAUGCACAGUUUGUGCUGUAUAAUACAAAAUAAAAUGUAUUAGGAAGGCAGAUAGAACAUGUUGUAUGAAUUGCAUUUGUUAUAAUUGUAAAGAUAUGGUAACAGCGAAUGUAAGCUGAGAAAUGUAAUUUUUUUGACAGCGUAAGUAGAAACGGUAGAUUUAUUUGAUAGCUUUGCAGUAAUUUAUAUGGAUGUGACUAAUACAAGAUUUUGUACGGACAAAAACUAUGGGAAACUGAAAAUUAUGUAUUGGUCGCAGCAUGUAUUCUUUAUUUGAUUAUUAGCACCAUUAAUACGAUAUGGAGUAAUAAUUGAAAGCCUAAACAUUAUGUGCCUUAGAUACAACAAUAUUGUAUGAUAUUUAUGAUGCGUUCUAUACAACGUGCUAACUAGAAAUAAAUGAUAAACAUUAUUUUGAAUGCCUGGACUUUGAACGAUUCUCUUCAUUGUUAGAAUUCAUUUCUGCAAAGGCUUGUAUGUACUCCCAAAGAUUUUGUAACUCCAAAUACAAUUUUUAUUACGAAAUUAGGCCCAAUGUUCGGAAAAUUGUAAGUAACCCCUAAUGAUAUGUUAGUUUUCCCUAAAUAUUUAUCUUAGUUUUCUAUCGCAUUGUUCCUUAUUGUAUUUAUAUGGAAAAUUGGGCACCCAGCAGUCUGGAAAUUGAUUUCGAAUCCAGAGAUAUAAAUUAUAACCCUCAUGUAAUAUUAUUGUACAAUUAAGUAACGCUUCUAUGCGUAGUUUCGCUGAAAUAUUAAAAAAUAAUUCUAUGAUAUUGUAUAAUUUUAGUAAUUACCUACAUUGUACCCAUUUAUGUACCUAUAUACUUUACUGGCAUGUAUAUUCUUAAUCUACGCAACUCGGAAUAGUCACGCUUUUUCUUUACGAAGUAGACACCACUUUGAUUCUCGCAUGGCUUUUUGAUAUUAAAAAAUUACAAUCCAUCUAUUCUAUAAACUUGUAUAAUAAUUUCUUUUAAGUUAUUUUUUAUUAUAAAUGGAACGAAAAUCCGUCUUAUAAGUUUCGUGGAUUUCAAAAGUUGAAUACAUAAUACGUAAAUAGAGAAAAAUAAUUGUAAGGAUAAUUAACCAAUAGAGAAAUACUCCUAGUUACGAAUUUCUUAGUUCAUCUGAUGUGCAAUUAUGAUUAACUGUUUUUUUAGCGAAUUUGUUAAUUUUUAUUUAGUAUUAUUACGAUUGUAUCCAUUAUCAUUGUAUGUAAAUAUGUUCCGGAGUGUAUUUAUAUUUUUUUUAUUGUAUAAUUAACAUUAGAUUGCGUUUAUAUGUUAUGUUUGUCAUUGAUCAUGUCCUCCGCGCUUUCAUAUUCACUUAGGUUUUUACAAUUUUUCUUUAUUUUUUAAAAUAGAUACAAGCGAGUCGAAUGGCUUAUUCCAACGCGAGAUAACUUCAACCAAAUGACGAUCGCUUUCAGAAGUUGGAAUAGAUCAUUAGGUUCAAGCAAUAAACUAAAGAUAGACUUGUAAAAAUGUUAUAACAUGUAUUUUUAACCUAUACAUAGUAAGAUAUUUAUAGAAUUUUAGUCGUUUAAUUAUUUCGAACGACUUGUUAUAAAGAAAAUUGGUGCUUAAAGCUUAAAACAAAAUAUGACGGCACUUUGUCGUGUGUGUAUUGUCAUGGAAGGGGUCAGAGCAUUAUGACAUAGCAUGCGUUGUUAUGCUUUCGUGCGAUAAAGAAUCGUUUAUUUUUAAACGAAAAAAACCGUUAGAAAAUUUUCUCUAGACCGCACGCCGCUACAAAGUUGAGGCGUGCGGAACUUCAAUUACGAUUUCUUUUACAUUCUGGUUUUUUGACGUUUAUUUAGUAUUUUACUUGUUUUUUAGUGGUGUUGAAAUAAACGAUUUUGUAUCACGUGGUGAGCAGUUAUAAUAAUGUAGGUAAACUUUGCUCAAUAUCGAUGAAAACUGAAAGUGUUACAGUUGAUGCAAUACAAACAAACAAACAUAA